GGAGUGGAUCAGGGAGUCUGGUCUGAGAGGAGCUUCUUCUCUGCCCUAAGGAUCGUGCAGUGGCCAAACUUGAGAGAGAGAAUACUGAGAUAAUAUUAACAAACUGAGAUAUCCCGGCUUUGUUCUCAACUUCUUCUCCCUAAACAGGUUCCGUCUUCUCCCUUGGGAAGACAAAAUCGUGUGGGAGCUGUUUUUUUUUUUUUGGCGUAAGAGAUGUUGAAUGGGGUUUUUGCAGUAUCCUAAACUACUUUUAAAGCAUUUACUGCGUCUUGCAUCUGCUAUCAUCCUGGCAACCAGACCUGCUCUCCAUCCUCUUCAUCCCUCACCAUCAGUUGCCUCCUAUCCCUGAUUUUUGACGCUCCAAGUGGCUACAGGCUGUUUUCUCCACAGGUGGCACUUCAUUACCUGCUUUCUAUUCUAUUUUUACUUUUUUAGUUAGGUUUAUGUGUCGGGGAAAUAAUGCCUGUGAGACGCGGCCAUGUGGCGCUCCAGAACACCUACCUGGACACUAUCAUCAGGAAAUUCGACGGUCAGAAUCGCAAGUUCCUCAUCGCCAAUGCCCAGAUGAAGAACUGUGGCAUCAUCUACUGCAAUGAAGGCUUCUGCCAGAUGUUUGGUUUUGCCAGGGCGGAGAUCAUGCAGCAGCCCUGUACCUGCCAGUUCUUGGUGGGGCCCGGCACCAUGAAGAGUGCCCUCGCCCAGCUGGCUCAGGCCCUGCUCGGCUCCGAAGAGCACAAGGUGGAGAUCCUCUACUAUGAUAAGGAAGGUACCUGCAGACCAUGCCUGGUGGACAUUGUGCCCGUAAAAAACGAGGAAGGAAUUGUCAUCAUGUUUAUUCUCGACUUCCAGGAGCUGAUUGAUCCAUCUCUCAAAAAGUCAGGCCUCAGGAACAGAGUCACCCAAGGACUGAUUUUCUGUCAGAAUCGCAGGUUGAAGAUGAGGCUGCCGAUGCUCCGGUCAAGGCGACGACCUUCACUUUCCAAAGAUCAAUUUGAAGGAGUGGUAGUGGACUACUUGCAGCCAAACAGCGAGGAAGUCCCCCUCAGAGAGUUUCGGAUCCCGUCCAAGGAGAGCUGCAUGCAGUCUGAGACAGAAGCCCUGAUAGAACAGGACCUGGACCCCCCCUCCCCUGCAGCCCAGCCCUCCACCAAGCGGCGCUCCCUGCUGACAGACCACCUCGACCCCGGGAAUGCCUUCCCCGGAGGAGCCUUACCUCUGAGCUGUUCUCGGGACAGUGUCCGCAGCCUCAGACGAGCCUCGUCACUGGACGACAUCGAUGGCAUGAGGGCAGAAUGGAGCGAUCGGCCUGGAGACUCCCAAACCAACAGUAAUCUGAAGCCGAGCGUUUUGAACUCCACGUCAGACUCGGACCUGAUGAGACAUCGAACCAUCGGCCGCAUUCCUCAGGUUACUCUCACCUUCGGCUCAGACAGGAUGAGACCUCCUUCGCCAACGGAAAUUGAAAUCAUUGCACCCAGCAAGAUUAAAGACCGAACUCAAAACGUCACAGAGAAGGUCUCACACGUCACUCAGGUGUUGUCUCUCGGUGCUGAUGUUCUGCCAGAGUACAAGCUCCAGGCCCCUCGCAUCCACAAAUGGACCAUCCUUCACUACAGUCCCUUCAAAGCAGUAUGGGACUGGGUCAUCCUGCUGCUGGUCAUCUACACCGCCAUCUUCACACCAUACUCGGCCGCCUUCCUUCUCAACGAGGUGGAGGAAGAGCGGAGGAGAACGUGCGGCUACACCUGUGACCCGCUCAACGUAGUGGACCUGGUGGUGGACGUCAUGUUCAUAGUGGACAUCCUCAUCAACUUCAGGACCACCUACGUCAACCAGAACGAUGAGGUGGUCAGCCAUCCCGGACGCAUCGCGCAGCACUACUUCAAGGGCUGGUUCCUCAUCGACAUCGUGGCCGCCAUACCCUUCGAUCUGCUCAUAUUCCGCUCUGGGUCUGAAGAGCCUCAGACAACAACUCUGAUUGGAUUACUGAAAACAGCGCGACUGCUGAGGUUGGUCCGAGUGGCCAGGAAGUUGGACCGUUAUUCAGAAUAUGGAGCUGCAGUCCUUUUCCUCCUCAUGUGCACCUUUGCCCUUAUUGCUCAUUGGCUGGCCUGUAUCUGGUACGCCAUCGGCAACGUGGAGCGAACAGGUUCAGCCCGCAUCGGAGGCCUCAAGAUCGGCUGGCUGGACAACCUGGCGGACCAGAUUGGUAAACCGUUCAACGACAGUGAUCCAGCUGCAGGUCCAUCCACCAAAGACAAGUAUGUCACAGCCCUGUACUUCACCUUCAGCAGCCUGACUAGCGUGGGUUUUGGGAAUGUCUCACCCAACACCAACCCAGAGAAGAUCUUCUCCAUCUGUGUCAUGCUUAUUGGCUCUCUGAUGUAUGCCAGCAUCUUUGGUAAUGUGUCAGCCAUCAUUCAGAGACUGUACUCAGGAACGGCACGGUACCACACCCAGAUGCUGCGGGUCAAAGAGUUCAUCCGUUUCCACCAGAUCCCAGGCAGCCUGAGACAGAGGCUGGAGGAGUACUUUCAACAUGCCUGGUCCUACACCAACGGCAUCGACAUGAACGCUGUUUUAAAGGGUUUCCCUGAGUGUCUUCAGGCUGACAUCUGCCUCCAUUUGAACCGGUGCUUGCUGCAGAACUGCAAAGCUUUUCGAGGUGCCAACAAAGGCUGCCUGCGAGCUCUGGCCAUGCGAUUCAAGACCACCCACGCCCCACCGGGUGACACGCUGGUCCACAGUGGGGACAUUCUUACCGCCCUCUACUUCCUUUCCAGAGGUUCUAUAGAGAUCCUUAGGGAUAAUGUGGUGGUGGCCAUACUAGGGAAGAACGAUAUCUUUGGUGAACCCAUCAGUCUUUAUGGGAGGCCAGGCAAAUCCAGCUCUGACGUCAGGGCUUUGACCUACUGCGACCUUCACAAGAUCCAGAGAGAGGACCUGCUGGAGGUGAUGGACAUGUAUCCUGACUUCGCUGACAAGUUCUGGACCAACUUGGAGAUCACAUUCAACCUGAGAGAUGCAGAUAGAAUACACCUACCAACCCCUGGCAGGGACUCUGAUUGUGACUACCGGCGGACAAGGCGUCGGAGAAGAUCCCUGCGUCGCCGAAACCGACCAGACGGCAUGGACCGUGAAGACUCGUACCCCGAUCAGUCCUGCACAGUAGCCAACCACCACCAAGGAAUGAUGGCAGGAUCCCAUUGGGAAGACAUCUGCAGCAGUGCUAGCAACUCUUCGCAGUCUAGUGAUGAGGAGAUGAGGCCUGUGGGACACAGCAAGGGGGAGCUGUACCCCACACCGAGGGACACCAGAGACUACCCCCCCGUGGUCAACGUCCUGCCGCACAGUGGACCCUCAGCUGGGAUGGGCCCGCUUGUUGACCCCGGAGGAUCACAAUACUCAGAAACAGCAGCAGCCCCGAUCAGCAUGUCCGGCCUGUACGGCUACUGGCCGGACCGCAAAGCCAGCCAGUUCUCAGAGAGUCAGAGACGAGCGUCCUCAGUCAGAGCCAGCUUCCAGCGUCCACCCUGCCCUGAAGCUCGACCCAGCGAGCUGGGGACCAGACUGGAUCUGCUGCAGUCCCAUUUGAACAGGCUGGAGACCCGAAUGACUGCAGACAUCAAUGUGAUUCUACAGCUCCUGCAGAGGCAGAUGGCCCCGGUGCCUCCAGCCUACAGUGCUGUGUCCCCCCGCCCUCACCCGCCUCCCCCCACCACCCUGUUCAGCGCAGGAGCAAUCCACACUGUCCCUCUGAUCCCGCCUGUCCAGAUCGGCAGCACUGCCUCGCUCCUACAGAGUCCAGACUCGGACUUCAACCCUAAGUCUAGGGACUCUCUGUCCAGCGGGAUCCAUCUCACUGUGGCCUCUGAUGACACGAUGUCCAUGUCGCCAGAGGCUGUCCCCCCACACCUGCCCUCUAUGGAAAUCACCCCUCCUCAAUUUUCAGGAGCCCAGGAGCUUCCUGGACUGUUAUGUGUCAGCCAGCGCUUCCCCUCCCUCCCUGAGCACCUGGAGACCUCCAGAGCGCCGCAGGAGAUCCAGAGGCACGUCUCUGACCCUGGGCUGCCGGGGAGCUAGAACAGCAAACACCUCACAAAAGCCUGGUCCUUUGGAUGGGACGGCCAUAUGUUCCCCGCUCUGUUACUUCCCCCUCCCUUCAAACCUCCUCUGUCCUGCUCAGAUGCUGCUGUAGGGCGUGGGAUGCUUGCCUUCCACGUCCCUGAGGGUUCAGGGGCCCCCUGUUUCUGAUGUUCGGACUCUACAGUGCCCUGACAGGCGGCUGUGGCUUUGUGAUUCAGCAUCCCUUCACACCCGAGGUCCUGUGCAAUAAAGAGAUUAUUCCUGCCCAGCACGGUCGGAAAACGGUGGUACACGAGUGGACAGUAAACACAUACAAACAUAUACAUGCGUUGUGCAGUCGUCGGAUCUGAAAGCCACACAAACUGCAUCUCAGACAAAGGUUUCUGUGAAGAGAAGUAAAAUGUAUUUUAUGUUUCACAUGAAGAAUUAUCUGCAUUCACUUUGUAUAAGAAUUGCACAUUUAGACUUAGUAGAAUGUAAUCAUUUAUUUGGAAUAUAAUUUAUUUUCCUAAUAUUAGAGAUGUAUUGGUCACAUUAAGAACAAUACGUCUAGUAAAUGUGAUGAACUAUAAGUGAUAAGUUAGAGACUGAGUUUUGGUGUACGGUGAAAAAAUAUCAAAAGGCAUACGGUAGCUGUCUGGCACACUGUGAAGGGUGAUGGGUUCAAAGAAAAGUGUCAUUUUCAUCUCAUUUCAUGUUCUGACAUUAAGACAUGAAUCUAGAGACUUGUUAGCAGUCAUCAUGAGAAGGUAUUACAGCGUACAAUGUCAUAGUUUCUUUUAUAUUCACAAAUAGCUCUAUCGGUUCUGUUUCAAUCAUGACUGCUGAGCUGUUUCCCCCCAUUUCUGUGUGUCUAUAUCUGCUCGGUUAAACUCAAAUGUGUCAAUGUCUUUUAUGGUCACAUGACUUCAUAAUGCUCCUGAUUUGGUGUUUUUCUGAAAGUGCCAACAUCAGAGGACUUGUAUUCUAAGCCGUGAUUGCAGAAGGUUGUUUUAAUGAGUAGCAGGUGAAGUGGAUAGUCACUGUGAAUCACAUACAGACACAGAGACGUCCUCAAGGCGCCUUUUGUUAAGAUGAUUUCACAGCUCCAACUACAGGCUGAAUGUAAUGACUUUUUAAGCAUUUAUUAAUAACUGUAAUGUUUUUUGAAGCACAAAUUCCUGUUCUUUAUCUUUUUUUAGAUUAAAGACACAACACAGAGUUACACUGGGAGUCCAAAUCCUUUUUAUUGUAUUAUUCAACAAAGCACUGACGUACAAACUGCACCACCAGUAAAGUAACACUUUCUAAGAUCUCUCAGAAUGUAAUUAUUCAUGAGUAUGUUAUAAGUUACUGUUUUGGAAAUAUUGUUCUUCUUACCAAAGUACAUUUAACAGUUUCUUUGUGGAUUGGGAUUUUGGAAACCGAUACUGGGAAACUUACAAAAUCAUUCAUCAUUUACAAAUGCACUUUAAGGUGAAUCAUGUACAAAUCUAAGAGGUCAAAGAGAACCACCAUUUCUCAUUUACAUGGACUAAUGUCAAUGUUCAUAACUCCACUAGUAUAUUAACAAGUUUGUUAAUAUACAAUUUGUUAGUGUUUAUAUUGAAGUGUUAUUUGGGGCUGCUUUGUUUAUUAAGGACCAGGGCAGUUUGCAAUCAUUAACAGAACCAGGAGUAUGGGCCUCAUUCACAAAUAUCUUCAUAAGUGUCUUAUUAAACUUAAAGGGUGUUAGAAAGGUUUAACAAAACUGUUAAAGGUGGAGUACCGGACUCCAAAUGUAAAAAUAAAUGUCAAUAGAUCUGAAGUGCAGGUUCUUCUGAAGGAAGUGAACACCAGCCUUACAUUUAUGGCCCUUCAAAGGGCACCAGACUGGAAUACAACAGUGAUAUGCUGCUAGGGAAAUGUAAUCUACAUAAGGGGGUAUAACUCAGUGGUUGAGCAUUUGGCUCAGAUCAAGAGGUUGCCAGUUCAGUACAAUCAAACAAAUAAAUACAUAAAGAUUUUAUUAAAUGCCAAAAUAGAUUUCUAAGUAGAUGUUGUAACAGGACAUAACAAUCUUAAAUUAUUUCUUCAUUUUAGUUCAACUA
Messenger RNA from Gymnodraco acuticeps, 6155 nucleotides. It is a transcript of the gene kcnh6a, whose product is annotated as potassium voltage-gated channel, subfamily H (eag-related), member 6a. Gene Ontology annotation, cellular component: membrane. The record is from RefSeq and is a predicted model, not a curated record. NCBI's taxonomy places the organism in Eukaryota, Metazoa, Chordata, Actinopteri, Perciformes, Bathydraconidae. Gene Ontology annotation, molecular function: inward rectifier potassium channel activity. Gene Ontology annotation, biological process: membrane repolarization during action potential; potassium ion transmembrane transport; regulation of ventricular cardiac muscle cell membrane repolarization.